GCUCCGAGCGGGCGGCGAUUGGCUGACGCGGUGGUGGCGCCGCGGGCCUGCGAAACUCCCGGCGAGCGCGCCUAGAGGCUCCGGGGGCGGAGCCAGGCGCGUCCCAGGUAAACGGGCUCGGGGACUUUGGGCGACCCGCGAAGAGCCGGCUUGGAGCGCCUCGGGGUUUCCGGCCGAACGUCCUCCGAGAAGCUGAAGCGGCCGCGCGGCCCCAGCCCCGGGCAGUGCCGGCCCCGCGUGGGCAGGGCUGACGGACACCCUCGAAGCUAAUCCAAAAGUAAAUGAGGAACUUAGAAAAAGAUUGCUAACUCCAGAUCAACAUAUUUAGAGAAAAUUGGAAAAGGAGAAGCUUACUACAGCUUUAUUUGAGGACUUUUUAAAGAACGCAGGGUUCUAGCUGUGAGCUUUAGUCUUGGAGCAAAAACCAGGGACACUGCCAGAACAAACAAGAACAGAAGUACAAAUGGAAGACUGGUCAAAAGGUACAGCUCACAUUAAUAUUGAACAAGACACUACGGGGAGAAAUAAAAGUACACAGCUAGACGAACAGCUGGCUAUGAAUUCCGAGAGAAGCUUGAUUCAGAAAGCCAGUGACUUAGUUAGUGAAGUCACAAAUGAGAACACUGACCUGCUGGAGCAGAGACCAAGGAGCUUUCAGGUGGUCAUUCCGGAUCCAGAUGCUGAGACUUCUAAGAAGUGCAACAUUGUGGACUAUAGAAAGAAUGAUCUACAUUAUGAAUAUAUGAUUCCUUAUCAAGUUGCUUCAGAUGUAAAUAAAGAGACAGUAGCAUUUCUUCUAAAAGAAUUGGAUAUACUCAAAACAAACAAUAAAGAGCUUCAAGAAAAAUUGAUUAGAGAAAAUAAAGAACAGAGAAAAUUAAAGCUUAAACUGGAACUCCAAGAAAAAUCAGUGGAAGCUAAAAUUGCUGAAAAGGCAGCAGAUCUAGUUGAAGAAGUAUAUUUUGCUCAGAAGGAACGAGAUGAAGCUCUUAUGUGUAGACUGCAGUUAGCCAUCAAGGAGCGAGAUGAAGCAAUCGCACGAGCCAAGCAUAUGGAAAUGUCUCUAAAAAUGCUCGAAAAUAUUAACCCUGAAGAAAAUGACAUGACAUUACAGGAAUUACUGAACAGAAUAAACAAUGCAGACACAGGGAUAGCUAUUCAGAAGAAUGGAGCUAUAAUUGUGGAUAGAAUCUACAAGACCAAGGAGUGUAAAAAGAGAAUAACUGCAGAAGAAAUGAAUGCUGUGAUAGAAGAGCGGGAUGCUGCUUUGUGUCAGUGCAAACGGCUAGAGCAGGAGCUUCAUCAUCUGAAAGAGCAGAACCAGACUUCAGCAAACAACAUGAGACAUCUGACUGCUGAAAACAAUCAAGAACGUGCUCUGAAGGCCAAUUUGUUAUCAAUGCAUCAAGCAAAAGAAACUGCAGUUGAACAAUACAAGAAACUGGAAGAAGAAAUUCAGACUCUACGAGUUUAUUACAGUUUACACAAAUCAUUAUCUCAAGAAGAAAGCCUGAAGGAUCAGUUUAACCAUACUCUUAGUACCUAUGAAGAAGCUUUGAAAAACAGAGAGAACAUCGUUUCCAUCACUCAGCAGCAGAAUGAGGACCUGGCUCGCCAAUUGCAGCAGGCUCUGGCAGAGCGAGCCAACAUGGCCGAGCAGCUCCAGCGGGCCGAGGCGGCCUCCCAGGUGGCCAAGGAAAGGGCUCAGAAGCUGGAAAGGCUGGUGGAUGUCUUGAGGAAAAAGGUUGGAACAGGAACCAUGAGGACAGUGAUCUGACUGCAAAGCAACAAUCUGGGGGAAGAGAUCACAUCUGGUGACCAGGCUGCCUCAUUCAGCACUGUGUAAACACUAAAAGCCUUAACUUAGCAAACAGUUGUUAGAAGUGGGACACUCCAACCACAUUCCAAGCUGAGAUAAAAUCAAAUCACAAAUGUUUAACCACUUUGCUGCUGACUUGAGUUAUUUAUCCAAAUAUAUUAACUUUUACCAAUGGGUAGCUAUAAGGUUGCAAUUUGUUUGUAACUAUUUUGUAUCUCAGUAUGUUUAAUGUAAAUCUUUGUACUGUAAGACCAUUGUAGAUAUAUAGCAAAGUUGGUCAAGAUAGUAUCUUCACAUAUGGUCCUUUCUGAAUCAAAGUGCAGCAAAGUAAAUAUUGUCUAAGUCUUAAUCCACUGUGUUAGGUCAAAACUUCAAAUAAAUGCUAUUUCCAAUAUAGAGUAUAUUUCUUAACCGAUGAGAAAGAUUCAGUCAUGAGAGUGUGCAGUCUUCCUUUAUAUAUAUAUAUAUAUAUAUAUAUAUAUAUAUAUAUAUAUGUCAUCUUUCUUAGCAUUCAAGAUCAUUAAGUAUAGAUGCCACCAAUAAAAUAUAUAAUUUGCUUUCAUAAGAGUUUAGAAUGUUAAAAUUACAUUCAAGUCAUGAUUUUCAUUUCACCUGAAAAUAAUACAGACUUUUCAAUAAAAAGAAAAGAUUGUUAAUGCUCACUUAUAAAUUCAUAUUGUCAGUAUUUUUGUAAUGUUGAGCCUUGGUGAUUAUUUAAGCUCCACUUAAGCUGAAGAAAUUGCCAAGUUUCUGUCAAAUAGUCUGGGACACUUCGGGCUUGAAAGUUAGCAUGUGCCAGUACGUCUGAAUUCUAAAAGGCAAGAAAUCGUCAAAUUUGUUCAUUAUUCUUGUUAUCUUUCUUUUAGAUAUGAAGUUCUGUUGUAGAGGAAGAGAAUGCAAUGUAUAAUAUACCAUUAAACUGUAAUGUACAAUAUGAGGACAUAAGAAAAAGUUAACCUGCAGUUUGGUUCAGGUUACCAAAUUUUUUAAUUUUAUGUAAAAGGCAACAAAAUAGUUAAAGCAUGUAAUGAUAUGAAUAAAUCUGAGAUGUUAGGUAUUUUGCUAUACAAACAUUCCUUCCUUUGUUACGUGGAUCAGGUGAGGGACCAAUAGCAAAUAACUAUGCCUGGAGCAAGUUGAAAUAGACAAGCAAAGAAUGAAUCAGUGAACACACUUAGCCAAAUGAAAUUUUUUACAAAUUCAUGAAUUUUUAAUUCAUCUUUAAGAUUAUACUAAAUUAUCUACUACUGCCUGUUCUCAGGAUAAAUGUAUUAAGGACAAUUGAUUGAGUUAUUCUUUUGUCUACAAUUAGAAAUUAUCUCAUGUAUUUUACUUUGCAGGAAAUUUGGAGGUGCUUUGUCAAAAGUAACAAAAGAUACACCUCAUGCAUGCAUUUUUUUCAUUAUUAAAUCUCUAUCCAUUAAACUGGCUGGCAGUUAGACUCAUCUUUUUGCAUCCAAAUAUGGAAUUUACUCACAUUGCCUGCUUUUAAUGAUUUUUUAAAUGUAAGAAUUAAAAAUAAGGAUGGACAGGGGUUAAAAACUAACUGGAUUCACUUUCUAAUCCUUUCGCCUCUUGUACACCAGUGACAGUGUAAGUAUAGAAAUGCAUUACACCUUGGUCAUACGUAGUCUUGUCUCUGUGCUCUACUUGGAGUCCCUAGUAGCUCCCUGUGUGUAUGCACAGUUCCUUUGUACCCUCCUGAAGAUGGAGGUAAGUAGAGAAAAGCAG
This is a messenger RNA of Octodon degus (degu), 3550 nucleotides long. RefSeq names its product mirror-image polydactyly 1 (gene Mipol1). NCBI's taxonomy places the organism in Eukaryota, Metazoa, Chordata, Mammalia, Rodentia, Octodontidae. The transcript is spliced from 13 exons. The record is from RefSeq and is a predicted model, not a curated record. The coding region runs from base 464 to 1777 and encodes 437 amino acids.